Molecule: messenger RNA, 1617 nt
Organism: Trematomus bernacchii (emerald rockcod)
Lineage: Eukaryota; Metazoa; Chordata; Actinopteri; Perciformes; Nototheniidae
Exons: 1
Coding region: 65-727 (220 amino acids)
Cellular component (GO): cytoplasm
Molecular function (GO): NAD+ poly-ADP-ribosyltransferase activity
Source: RefSeq, a predicted model, not a curated record
ACAGAACUUCCGAUCUUUACGGAGUCUUUACAACAUCCUCCAUUAGCCACACGUCUGAACCAGGAUGUCAGUGCAGUUCUCCGGCUGGGAGGUGUUUGACGAUGGCGCUUCUUUUCCUGGUUUGGAGCUGGACUCGUCCCAGAAACCCCGAAGCAGCGGCGUCUACACCAUGUACCACGGGACCAGCAUCACCAGCGCACGAGUCAUCAUUGCCAACGGUUUUAAACAGUCUUCAAAGGGCAUGCUGGGAAUGGGCGUGUAUGUCAGUCGUAAUAUAAAAAAGGCGACAGCUUAUCCUCUGAGAAGUAAUCCUACGGACCGAGUUGUCCUUCAGGUACAUGUGCGCGUUGGCCGUGUCAAGCGCAUUGACAAGGACAACCAUCCCAUGCAGCAAACAUGGCACUCACAUGGCUACGACACUGCUUGGGUGCCCCCCAAAGUUGGCCUCCGAGCAGUGCGCAGUGGCCUGGAGGAGGACUGUGUGUUUGAUCCCAAAAGAGUGAAAGUGGUAGGCAUCGCAAAGGCACCAAAUGAUUCCAUACAGAAAGAACUUCAAGAGCUUCUGAUACAAUCAUGUGGAGGAGGAGGUGAAGGUGCUGCUGAUGUGUGUUCACUGUGUAAGAGAAAGACCCAGCAGGGCGUUCCACACAUCAAGCAGCAGUGCUGGGAGUGUGGGAAAAACAUCAGCAUUCUCAAGUCCAAGCAUUUCUGUCCAGCCAAACCCUGACGGGGUGAGGGAAGUCAGUCUAUGCCAGAGCCGUCAGAGUGUCCUUUAGCCAGGCGCUGUUGACAUUUCAAACUGAUCCCUACCCCUUCCCACUCUGUGAUAUAGUCAACAUAUUGUGAGCCAUAAUAGGGGCAUGAAUAUGCUUUUUGAGGACCUUCCCUUUCCUGUAGUGUGUUAUAUUGGUUUAUGUGCAUGUAAAUGUUCUGCAAAGGCUAAUAUCUCUGUGUUCCCUGCCUGAAAUGCCUCCAUUGGACUCCUUUGUUUACUUCUGUAACAUCCAAUACAUGUUCCAAUAUUGUACGUGAUGGGUUAAGGGGCGGGACAUCUCUAAGAUCACAGCAGAGCCGGCCAGCUAACAAAUCAGGGCAGACUGGGCUCUGGUUUCAGACAGAGGGUGAACAGAGGUAAUGCAGCACAGGCAGUAUGAGAAAAAUAAAGAGCUUUUUGAACAUUAAAGCAUGGAGACAUGUCACAGUAGAGACACUAAAUAGAAAUAUGAACCUGAAAAUUAGUAUUAUAGAGCGCCUUUAAAUCUUCAUUCGCUGUAAAGGUUGGCCAUAUGACGUAAUGAUUGAUUGAUAAACGUGUUUGCUAAACUCCAAUUUGACUUUUAAAUGAUCCCAGUUGUCCUCAGUGUUAUCCUGCCACCUGCCUGUGCUCUUUAAUGUGUCUUCUAGCGUUUUCUGUUAGUUAUUUCUUGUGUAUGUUUGCUUGUUUCCUGUUUCCUUGCCCCCUUAAGGACCAACACAAUUAUCCUGAUAGACGCAGCGGGUAACGUGACCUUCACAGAGCGCACCAUGCCCACCUGUGACACGAACAAAUGGAGCACCAAUUCUUUCCAGUUCAAACUGGAGAUGUGAAGACGUGAUGGAGGAAACCCACUCUGUGCC